Procambarus clarkii (red swamp crayfish) is the source of this 12083-nucleotide messenger RNA. RefSeq names its product protein ELYS. The record is from RefSeq and is a predicted model, not a curated record. NCBI's taxonomy places the organism in Eukaryota, Metazoa, Arthropoda, Malacostraca, Decapoda, Cambaridae.
GGCGCUGGUAGCUGGUCUGUGAUUGGCUAGUUGUGUUUAGUUCAUCAUGGCCGUGUGUUAUUCCGCGUGAUAUGACAGCCAUCCGAGCUACCACAGCCUCUCACCCCUCGCACACUCUAUGCUCAUUAUUUAUAUUAGGGAAAUAACCACCAGUUGAAAUGGUGGGCGCAAGUAUAGUGCAGGUGGGGAGUGCAGUUCGGCACACCCCUCUGCCCCAACUGGCCCAUGAGACAGAAUCUCCACUGAACUCCGAGGACUUAACCAAAGACUUGAGUAACAUUGCUAGUCAGUUCCCUGUACUUGGAGGGUUCAUAGGUGAUGGCCAGCUUGCAUGGAGAGCAAUUGGGCCAACAGUGGAAAUUGUUGAACCAUAUACAGGCACACGAAAAGCUGCAUGGACUUUCGGAGCUAUAUUGCACAAUAUUGGAACUCGGGUAACCAGUGUAUGCGGAGUUGGACCUGGUGCCAUAUCUCAAGUUGUGGUUGGUGUUGAUCUGGGUGUUGACUAUAAACCUCAGGGAAUGGCAGCACUCCUGUCUCUCUCUUCUUCGAGGCUUACUCGGGUGUUUCACUUCACUCACAAGGUAACAAGUUUAUGUAUGGUGUCUGGUGGAGAAGUAAGUGUAGAUUCUGGCACUCUGGCACCCGAGCUACGUUCCUGGCAUGGGCUCUUAGUGGUUGGAACAUCAUAUGGCACAUUACAUCUCAUUGACCUUGCUUUGGACCUAGGAGGUCACAAGGUGCUCUCUGAUGAAGUUUCUCCGGGGAAUUUGGUCAGCGUAGCAACGCCUGACCCACAAGCAGAGCGUAAUCGUAUCAAUUCAGUCAUGCAAAAUUGCCACCCUACUAUGUGUUUAAGUGAUAGUAUGACUUAUGGUGGACAGUUCCAGCUAAUUGGUCCAGAUGAUAGUGUUCUAUUUGAGACAUCUGGGCAUCUUGUAUCCAUCACAGCUCUCACAUUCAUACCACAACUGGCUUCUCUUGUUGUUGGUUACAACUUCGGAGCAUUCCAGAUUAUCAACUUGUCAACACUCACUAUAGAUUGUGCAAGCCCUUAUGAAGAAAGUAUGCCUCCAGUACACUCCUUCAGUUGGCAAGAGCCAGAGAAUGAUCCUAAAAAUUUUGUUUAUCUCUGGCUGUGCCGGAGCUGGGGCCCAACUGAAGCAGGAAAGAGGAAUAGAAGUAGAAGAGGGAGUACCUCCCAUGCCUUGUGUACGAUGUAUGCCAUGAACUAUGACAAUAAAGUGUGGAUUGAAGGUCACGGACUCUGGUACCAAGGACUUGCAUCUAUAUCUCCCAGAUUUGAGUUUGAUGCUAUUGGUGGGCUUGGCUCUAAUGGUGAGCCAACUGAGCCCAGUCGAGUCUUUUCGGCUAUGACCGUACGGCAGACAACACCAACAUCUGCUGCUGCUCAUGGUGGAUCAUCGUCAGUUUCUGCUCUUGCCACUCCAGAUGAAGAAUCUGGACCUGUUCCUGAGCAAAGUUUGUGCCUGUUUGGGUGGAUAGGUGGUUCCCUUGAAGAGGGGCAUGUCUCCAUCAAUCACUAUUUGGCUGUGUUUGACAUCAAUCAGUGGUAUCAGGCACAAAUGCCUCCAAAUUUGAAGCUUGAGAAGAAUCACCUUUGCCCCUACAUGAGCUUUCAUGUGCUAGACAGAGUGCCUGGAAAUACCACUAAUGGGGGUCAGAGUGAAAUUGUCUUGAGUGCUGCUGCCAAACCUGCAUCAUGGUCACGUCACAUGUCUCGCACCUGUAAUGAGAGCGAUUGGUUCCCUGCAGCAUUGUCAUAUGAUGCUCAUGUGCUGACAAGUGAAGGUUUAGUGGAGUACCGAUGCCAGAGUGCACAGCAGGCAGCACUCGGCCACCUCACCACCAAUGGUCCAUCAGCAAUAGUGAGCCCUGAGGAUGCGUAUGCUAUGUGCGUGUUUGCUGGUCUUGUAUCUCCAGAUACUCUUCCUGCAGUUGGUUCUGCCAUGGUAAAGGAACGUGAGGCCCUAUUGAAUGUUGCACUGGAUCAGCAGUUAGUAUCUCUCUUGGUGCAGUGUGUGGCAGAGUUCUCUGAAGGACGAUUCACAAACCUAGGUUGUUCACUUCCCUCCCUCCUUGAGUGGUCAUGGUCUCGUGUCAGCGUAAUCAAGGCUACAAAUGACAAUCUCUGUAUGCCGUUGUUUGAUCCCGAGUGUGGGGUUAUGAGUCCCGAGAGCAUUACCUCACUUCACCAGAACUUGACCAGUCUUGCUUCUCUUACUACUAUCAUCACUACCAUUCGCAAUUAUGCAAAUACGAAUAUGAUCACACUCCAGGGUGCGGGCGAGUUAGAAAGUCGUGUUCAAGUUGUCAGUCUGCUAAUGCUGCACUUGAGUGUGGUGCUUUGGUUUUAUCACUGUGGCCUGCUGUUUCACACUCCAACAGAAGAUGUCACUGAAGAGUGUCAUGUGCCAUUUCCAGCAGAUCUCUUGUGUCGCAUUUACAAAAAUAGGCGUUCCGAGAUCCAUCAUCUUAGCUCAUCUCUCGUUGGCAAUGAGGUGCUGUUGAUUGACGGCUUGCUUGAGGAGACAGCUGGAGGUUCAAACAAUAGCAUAGGAAAGGCAUGGGAGAAAGAUGGAGGUAGUGGAAUGUAUCCUCCCCCAUCACUGCAUGCUCUCCUGUCGAUGUUUACCCUCCCUGACGUGUCUACCACCACCAAGCACCGAAUUGUUCAGUAUCUCUUCCUUGACCUUGCAUCACUCUUAUCUGAUGGGUAUGUGAGGGUUGUGGAGGAACUUGUGAAAUAUCCCUCUAGCUUUUCUCUGUCCCCAUCACAUAUCAAGUUAACACAGGCCUUCUGGCUCUUGGAUCAUAAAGAUUUUCAGGAGGGUCUGAAUGUGCUACUCGAUCCACUUGUCAGCACAAACGAUAUCACCACUUGGCAGCACCGCCGGAUCAUGAAGGCUUUUCUUUAUCAGGGUGAACACAGCAGAGCUCUGACAUAUGCUCAGAUUCGUCAACCUCCCAAGGCAGAUCUGGAUGAUAUAAGGCUUCAUUUGACCCUCCUUUUAGCCAAUGGACUUAUUAGGGAAGCCUUCCACUAUCAGCGAACUCACCGCAUCAAGAACAAUUCCGAGGAUCUUCUUAACCACCUCUUUACUGGAUGUGAGCAACUUGGGAAGUUGGAGUGUGUUAUUCACCUUCCACUGUCUCCCUUGGAGGAAGAAGUCCUUGUUUCUUACCUUCAAACUUCAGCCAACACAUCUGCCUAUGAUUAUCUUCUUGUCUAUUACCUCCAAAGAGCCAGGUAUGAUGAGGCUGCUGCCCUGCAGGAGAGCCUCCGUGGGGGUCUAGGCACUGCCAAGAAGCGGCAGGGAGCAAGAUCUGCACUAGUUCAUGGCUACCUCACUCACCUCCCAGAUGUUGCUAAAAGAAUAACAUGUGGUCCAAUAAGGAAUGUUGGUUCAUCACGAACCAUAUAUACAAAGCCUCAGCCGUUGUCUGCGCAGAUUCGUCAAGCUGCACCAAGUCUGAAGUCUCAUACAGCCAAUAUUAAUAAAAUGCUAGACACUAGCCUAGAUGCUUGGUCUUCUGUGAAGUCCUCCCCUACACCUUACACACCAUUCAGGAACAAGGCUCAGCGUCGUAAAGUACAGGAACAACCCGAGAUUGAGGAGAUUACUUCCUUGUUCACUCCCAAAAGAAAUAAUUCGGCAAGAGACUUGUCUCACGUGGUGUUUCCUUCCCGAGUGCAAGCAUCCCAUUCUAGGCUCAUUGAAGAUGAGGAGGGAGAGAUUGGCCUCUUUAGACCUGCAAAAAGAAGUCGCCUGGGAGAGAGUUUCAGUUUACAUGAUGAUAUGUCAGUGCUUAUAGACUCUGUAGUAAGAAAGACCACAUAUGGAGGACCUGAUGCAAGUGCUAGCAUACCUCAGAAUAUCUCCUCAGAUCUGAUGUUAUUGUUGCAGACUCCCAAGAUCAUGCGUAAAAGAAAGUCUGAAGUGCAACCUGGUGUUGACUCUUCACUUGUUGAUACUCCCCAGUCAAUACUUAAGGUACGUCAGAUGGUGCAGAGACCACUAAGCCCAGCUGCAGCAAGUGACACAUCCAUCCCAGUGUUUCCACAACUUAAUGCCAAGAAGGCUAGUGAAGGAACUGCUCAAGAUACCCUACUGAGCCGAGCCAAUGAUGCCAGCAUGACGCCCAAGCAACUGCGAUUCCACCUUCCCAAGAUGAGAAUGGAUGAAGAGCCUGUGGAUAAGAAACAAACUGGAAAUGAAAUAGAAGGCCCCAUUGUUGUGGCUGACCUGUCUGUAGCAUCAACUGAUGAGGAGGUGGAGGAGGAGGAGGAAAGGGAAAUGCACAGUGAAGAGGAGACAGACAUAGAAGAACAGUAUUUGAGAGAGAGAGAAUUGGAGGAAGGUGAAGUUGAAGCAAAGAAGACUAAAUUAUGGGUUAUUGAGAAGACAGAGGAAGUAAUACAUAAAUCAACGACAAUAUCCUCUCGCCCAAACAUCCAUAAUUUAAAGACCAAUCCAUUAAGGCAUCCGGAUUCUGGGGUCCCAACACCUCGUCAACCUCUCCGUAGUUAUGGUGCCAAAGCAACCAACGUGUCGCCUGUAUUACAUGAGAGCAAUGUCAGUGAAUGUGUAGAUGAAAUGGAUGCCAAGAAAGACCCAGAGUACUCCUUUGAAUAUCCAAAUAAAAACACUACUGCUGGUGAAGUGUUCUACAGCUUCACUGAGGAAGAACCUCCAGGAGCAGAGGUGUUUGUGGAUGAUGCAAAAAUUGUUAGUGAAGACUUGGGUAGUGAAGACGAGUUAGAAGGAGCAGAAAGGUCAAAAGAAGCCGAAGAAAGUGAAGCAGAAUCUGAAAUGAUGAAUGACUUGGAAGAUAGCAGAGAUGGAGUAGCAGAAAGGUCAAGGGAAGUAGGAGACAGUGAGGAGGAUAAUGUGUUUGUAGGGAAGCAAGCAAAUGUAAGAGAAGAGUUGCAGUGUGAAAAUGAGAAUUAUGCUGAAAAUGAAAAGGACAAUACUGUUAAACCUCAGAAAGUUUCUGAGAAAGUUGACUCUGAAAUGAUUAAUGUGCAUGAGGAGGGAGUUGAAAAGUUAGAGGUGGAAGAUGGAGAUCUGUUUAAAGAAGUUGCUGAAAGAAGACCUGAUGGGAAAAUCUACAAGGUGCAACAUUCACCUAUUAUUAGAAGGGAGGAAAUAUUCAUCUUAGGAAAGGUGGAUGAUUUUGAGAAAACAGAGCAUCAUGAUGAUUCAUUUAAAAGUGUUGUUGACCAGGAAGCAGAAGAGAAUACUGAAAAUAAGCCAAGCUCGUCUUUAAAUGAGUCAGAAGUCAUUCCUUCUCUUGAAUUUUCAGAUUCUGAGAGUGAACCUGAGGAAAAAGGGGAGACUACAGAGCGUGAUAACUCUACCAAAGAAAAAUUAAUCAUAGACACUUCAAUGAAAGAGGAAACAGAGUUGUCUGUGCAUUCACAAAUAUUAAUCACAAAACAAUUAAUUUCAAGUAAAGAACAAAAUAAUGGUAAUAAUCUCAUGGAAGAAGAAAGUGUAAAAGAGAAACCAGAUAUUGAUGUAGCAAAAUCCUCUGCAGCUGCACUUAAUAUGAAUACUUGCUGUCAUGCUACUGAAAAGAAAGGUGUAUCAGAAAGCACUGUUCUUGAUGAUGAAGUUAUGAACACAGAUUGUCAAAUUACUGAAGAGGAAGAGGAAAUGAUUGAUGAAGCUAUGUCUGAAAAAGAUAAACGCUUAUCUCUUAAUACAUCAGAGCACAUUAGUCCCCUGCAUUUAUCUGAUUCUGAAAGUGAAGAUGAUGAGGAAAAAUAUAAUGAAAGACAUUCAGAUCAGAUAGGAGACCAUUGUGAUAGAGAGGCAUCACUUCAGGAACCUGUGUCCGAAGAAAGCGAAAGUAUUUCGCUUGAUACGUCGGAGCAUAUUAGUCCCUUGCGUUUUUCUGAUUCAGAAAGCGAAGAUGAAGGGGAAAAUUACAAUAAUGGAAGACAUGCAGAUCAAAUUGAAGACCAUCAAGGCAGUGAAACAUCUCAGGAUAAGGUUAAUAUAUUAAAGGCAAAUUAUCAAGGCAUUGAAGUAUGUGAGGAGGAUAAUGUUAAUGAAAAAAAAAUAGAAAUAAAUGUCCCAGGAAAAGAAGUCAAGGUUAACAGUUCUAAAGAAACAGAUAGACAGACAGAUGUUGCAGUUGAGAAUGAGGAAGAUAGUGUGGAAACAAAAACAGUUUGUUUAAUUGAGGCACAAGGUGAUGAUACCUCUAGUUUUGAAAUCACAUGUAAUUUGGGAGAGGUUUCUUCAAGUUCUGUACAUGAAGAAAGAACAAAUGCUGUCCCCGAAGACAAUGGUUCUUCCAAAGUAAAUGGUAGAGUUUGUUUAGAGGAAGAUUCCCAAAUCUCAAAAUUUGGAGAGAGCUCUCAAAAGACAACCGAGUCCAUUGGAGGAGCUAAGUUAUCCUUGGCAGUUAAAAGUAGCAGUGAGGUCACGCAACAUCUAGAAAAUGAGAAACCCAAGGCACUUGGACUUGAAACUACAGGUGAAAAGGAGCCAUUGCUUAUAAAAGAGGAUGAGAAAAUGCAGGUAUCAGAAACUGAUGAACGAGGAAGCAUGCUUAAGGCAGAUAGCGAGGAUAUAGAAAUUAAAAGUAAUAAUAGAAGCAUACAUCUGGGCUCUGAUGCUGAAUGUGACUCCCAAUUACUUGCACAGUCUUUGCACAAGAGCGUGAAAAAAGAAACAUUUUCUGCCCAAAGGGAAACGGCGAUGCAACAGAAAGAGCCGGUAGUAAGUAAACCAGAAAACAAUAUCAGGAUUACCCUGGACAGAAAUGGUUCUGAAUUUGCAGAGGAAACUUCACAACCCAUAUUAUCAAAAAGAGGCUCUAUGCAUGAUGCUGCAAGCACUGUUAGCAAAAUUGCUGGGGAAGUUGGCUUAAAUAUAUCCCAAAGUAAUGAUACAGAAUCCCCUUCCAAUGUUACUGAGGAAAUAAACCUUAGAAGUUCACCAAGAAGAAGCCCAAGACAAAGUGACACUACAGAUAAGUCAUUUAGUUCUCCUGAAGUAGGUCUAAGAGUCUCCCCAAAGAAAAACUUGAAAGAAAGUCACAAUGAGGUGCUUCUUAAAGUCUCACCAGAGACAAGCUUGAAAGAGAGUGGUUCUGGAGACCCACCUACCAUUGCUAGCAAAGAAUCAAAUUUGACAUUGCAAAAAAUGCAUUUAAGGCAGAAUGAUACUGAAGACGCUUCGGCUAAUAUUGGGCUUGUUACCAAACCUGUUGAGAGAAGUAUCCUACCAGUCUCGCCAGAAAGGAUGACUGAACCCAAAGCUGGAGAUAAAAUUCUCAUGGAAGUUUCACCACACAAGAGGGCAGAAAUUACUCCUCAAGCUACUCCUGACAAAUCUUUAGAGAAACAUACUAUAGUAACAUCACCUAGAAAACCAAGUCAUACUCCCGAGGAAAACUCGCAAAGUAAAAGUACAAGAGAUAUGACAGAUAAAACUUCAGACCCCUUAAAGGCUACCCCUUUGAGACGAAGUCGUAGACUCAGUACAACUUCGCCUUCCACGCCAGGUACUCCAAAGAGGUCAAGCAAAGCAGUCAGUAAUGUUGAAGUUAAAACACCAGUUAGAACAUCAUCUGAAGCAAAUGAAGUUAUUGAAAGAAUAACAAGAUCUGGAAGAAAAAUUCUCCAGGUGCCAACACCACUUACAAAAUCAAAAUCAACUAAAAGAUCAGUAUUAGUCACUCCCUCAAGGAGGUCUAUAAGAGAAUUGGCAGAUACAGAAGAAUUGCAAAAAAUCUCCCAGAAAUUAGAUUUGUCUUCUCGGGCUGAUGAUAUGGCUCAUGAAAUCCCACCUACUCAACACACAUUGCCUGUUCCAAUUGUAACACCAACAUCGCCUAAAAGACAUAAAGCACAGGGAGCUGCAGAAACUGAAGUCUUGGUCACUCCAAGCAGAACAAGACGACGAUCUGGCCGAAAAAGUAUUUCAGAGGAAACACUGGAAACUAUUGUAGAAGAAAAUGGAAAAUCUACAAUGCCCAUUGAUUUAGAAGUAGAAGCGGAACUUUCCCUUCACCUCAAAACCAAAACUCCAAUUAAAGGUACACCAUUAAAAUCCACUCCAGUUAAAACUACACCUACAAGAACAAGAAUGUCAACAAGGCUAAGUGCAGCUGCAGAAAGCUUGGAACCCAUUGCAGAGGAUGUAGAAAACUCAACUCAUGCACCAGCUGAUGAAUCCCAAUCAAUGAAAAAUAUCUCAACCGACCACCAUUCUGUGACAAGAAGCAAAAGCCCUUCUCGAACAAGACGAAAGUCUAUUAUCGGUGAUACUACAGUAGAUAUUCCAGAAAAGAAGACUCCCCGAAAGAGACGGCGGUCUCUUGCUGAAAAUUACUCUGAAGAUAGCUAUAGUAAGGAUAAUCUUAGUAGUGUUGAGGAUAAGUCAGAAAGUAUAAUAUCCUCAGAGAGUGAACAGACACAUAAACAGACUGAUAUAACUAGAAGUACCACCAGAAGAACUCGUAGACAAUCACGCUCGGAGGAAGAGCAUUUGAAAGCAGAAGAAAUAAAAGUAUCAUCACCGAUGACCCGUUUUCGUGCAUCUGUUUCAGAUGCUUCUCAGAGCUCUCCAGAUAGAAUGUCCACCAGAUCCAGUGGGACUACUACUCUCACAAGCAUAAAAGACUCUGAAAGCAGCGAAGAAGAUGACAGGUUUCUCAAAAGACGAGUGUCGAGGCGACAGUCAGAUAAAGGUCACAAGCUUGUAAAUCCAGUCAUUGAGGAGCUGUCCACUAGAAGUAGGAAAAGUCUAAGGCUUACUUUGUCAUCCACAAUGUCCACAACUGCCCAAUUACAUCUGCAAGAACAGUUGAGCAAACCACCUCGAAAGUCCACUGGCAUCAAAUCUCUGAAACUUCAUUCUGAUUCAUACAAAACUGCUUCACUCUUGUCACCUGACUCAGAAGAAAAGGUUCAUGCUCGUACAUCCAGAAAGUCCCGAGCAGCAUCAACAUCCAUAUUACUCAUUAAAGACUCCAGUAAUGAAGAUGAGAUGUUUUUAGAGGGUGGCAUGGAUUCUGAGAAUGAGGCAGAUGAUGAAGCCAAUCACCCCGAGGUACAGGAGAGCCCAGAAUUAGAAUUGAACUUACUUGAGGUUGCUGGCAGGGGUAAGGGAGGGCGACAUAGUAGCUUGUCUCGUCUGUCAGUAGGCCAGACAGAAAAGAGAAAGACCCUACUUCCCAGACGCUCCCUGCACACACUCAAGAUCCAUACAGGCAUUUCCAAAGAACAAGAAGAAUUUUUUGCGGAAUUUGAAAAGACCUCAACCAAGAGAACCCGAAAAAAUGUCCGCAAGUCUGCUAACACAACAGUAUUAACAAUUGAAUCGAAAAUUAAACCGGAAAUGGAGGAAAAAGAUGCAGAAGAGGGAGGAAAAGAUGUGGAAGAGGAAACAAAAGAUGUGGAAGAGGAAACGAAAGAUAAUGUAUUUACGGAAACAGAAAAUGAAAGUGCAGUUGGUUUAGAUGAGGGAAUGGUGGAAGACCAUAGAGAUCGUAAAGACAAAGAAAUGACAAAAACAGACAAAGAAGAAAAAGAUGAAAGCUUGCAGGCACCUGCGUCACCUCAAUUUCAGUUUGCAAAGCCAAAGUGUGUGUCUACCACAAGGAGAGUACGAGCAUUAGAGUACCUUACAAGUGAAGCCGUGAACUUCUUGUUUUCUCCCCCUCAAGCCGCUGGCAGAAUAAUUAGACACCAUGCCAAGAUUGAAGAAGAGACCAGAGCCAUCUCAAGUGAAUCAGAAGUAGACAGUGAGACAGUGGGAAACCUUCAUUAAAAAAUAUGAUUAAUGAGCAUCUUCCACUUCAUUUUGUUUUGAGACGAAUCAUGUAAAGCUUGCGAGUACACAAAUAAACGGGUAAAAUGUCUUGAUAAAUUGUUCUGCUAUGAAUAUAUGUUAGAUCAUUGUAUGAUGAAUAACUCGAGGCCCCUUUUGACUUAGUAAGUGUAUACAGGGAGGUUUUAUAGUAUAUCUUGAACAUGAUUUAAUAGUGAAGCUUAGAAGAGAGAAGUUGAUAGGUAAAGAAGGAAAAUUAAUACUUUUGUGUUUUCUUAGAUUUUUUGAGAACGUUUUUGUUGUGGUAAAUAUAGCAUGUGAACCGUAGGUGAUUGAUAGAUAAGAAUAGACAACAGUUAAGUUUGAAAUAUAUUUGUCUUUGGGUAAAUGAAAUAUAUUUUUGUAAACUAAUAUCUUUUAUUAAGAAAUAUUGUUUUGUUGCUGCAAAAUUGUAUAAUUAAACAAAUUGUAAUCUCAUUAAGGCAAGUUUUCAAAGUUAUCGAUUGGCAAGAAUGAUGCUUGUGGGAGCUGUUGGUUGCAUUAUUAAAGAGAUGCUGACCAUUAGCUUUGUGUUUUUACAAUCUUAAUUAGUAAAAUUGACCUGCAUUAAAGUUACAUUGUACUGUAUGUUGAAAUACAGUACUCACACUAAAACAAGUUUAGGGAUCUGUGUGAUGUGUGUGGUUGUCAGAACUUAAUGCUCUGAAAGGCUGUUAUAUUCUUGAUUAAAUACAGCUGAUGUCUUCUAAAUUUGUUAUUGUUUGUGUGAUGCUGCAUCUCCUACUAAUCCAGUUGUUUGAAACAUGUGCUAUUUUGUUGACCUCUUCUACUAAUGGGGUUAAACCUAACAAGGCUGUGAUACAUAGAAUAUUUUCCACAUGCUUUACUCUAAUAAUUGGAUAUAAGGGAUAGAUUAUACAUUUUGCUUGUCUGGGUGUUAACUUCUCAAUACUAGCCCGGAGGAAUAUUAUUGGCUUUCCUUAUGCAGACCCCUUUCAGUAGUUCAUUAUUGACAUGUAUUGUGAGAGACAGCACAUGAAAUACCUGCAGGUGUGGUGAAGUCUCCUGGGUAGGUAAGUUAUUGGGCAAAUUACUGAAAGUUAUGCUUAAAUAUAUGAAUUUUUUUGUAUUUUUUAAACAAUUCUGGUAAUGAAUAUUUAUAUUUUACUUGAUAUCACAGGAUCCCCUGAAUUAUUGGAUAUAUAUUAAAUAAAUAAAUAUAAGUUCACAGUUCUGAAUGGCCGUGAUGGCAAAUACCUGCAUUUGGUGGGGAAAUGGAGGGACCUGAAGUACAGUACUAUAAUUAUAUCUGGAAGGGAGUUAUUUUUACAUAUUAGUGGGACAGUGUACUUGGGGAGGGUGGAGGUUAGGGUAGCUGAAUGGCAAUAAUUAUAUUUAUUGGAGGAUAUGAUAAAUAGAAUUUUAUAUAUUAGUUUGACAGGUUGCCUGUAGGGUCAGGGAUAUAUGUAAUCUUGCUCAUUAACUCUUGGUAAGAGGUUUAUUGAACCAUUUACCAAGGUAAUUGAGUCGAAAAUGCAUCAGCCUAAUAUGUAUUGUACAGUAGUGUAUUGUACAUAUGUUUGACAGUUUCUGGUAUCCUCUGAAAACAUUGUGGUUGAAUAGUAGGAUUUUCAUGAAGAUUUGGAGUGUGCUUUUGUUUAUUUAUACAGAGUAUAAAGUUUUCUGGACCAGGAGGAUUGGGGUCAUGUAACUGUAAAUUACUUUUUAAUAUUACUGUAAUUCUAUUACUCUGUUUACCUAGAUUUAUAAUUCUGAAUUAAAGCUCAUACAGUCCAGUAGAAUGGGCAGGUGCAUAAUGAUUUACUUUAGGCUCUUAUGUUUAUAGUGUACAUAAAUGUACUUUAGUACACCUUCGUGUAGUUUACUCAUAUCUGACUUAAGAAAACGUAGGAUAAGGAAAUAGCUAAAUUCUCUUCAGGUGCAUUAAAAUGUUUUAUUACAUGAUGUAGAGGAUGCUGUAAGCAUUGUUUGUUGUGAAAGAUUUUAAAGUGAGAGGCAGUAGUUUCCACCUUGACCAGUGUUGGUUCACUUGGAUAUAGAUAUACUGUACUGUAUUGCAUUAAAUACUUAAUUAUGCAGAGAAUGUAUAUUCUCUUGAAUUCCUCCACCUCUUUUUGAAACAAACCAGUGGAUGCUGUUGUAAUUUUUAUACUGUACUGUGUAUGUGAACAUUUGCAGAUGAUUACAACUUUUUAUUUUAUUUUGUUAGGAUGUACAGUAUAUGAUUUUUAAAAUAAAGAUGAGCUUCAU